ACUGGUUUCCGGUUUAGCAUUAUCAUUAGCAACACGGCUAAUGCUAAUACAUGUCAAAGGUCCUCAGAACAUCAGACGAGAUUGAAGGACACACAAGGCUCCAGGCAGCAAUCUCAGCUCAGCAGAAGGGGAGGAGGCCGGCCGACCGAAGGUCCACACAGCUCAGAGCAAAGAAGAAGAAGAAGAAGAAGAAGCUGCUCCUAUUGUUGAAGCUUUUCCUCCAAAGACACUCAAUCCUCUUGACAUGGAGUCCGCCAUCCAGACGGUGGUGACCACCUUCGUGAAGUCGAGCAGAGGCAAGGAGAACCUGGAUGGAAAGGCCUUCCAGAAGUUGGUGAAGAAGCAACUUGGCGGCGUCAUGGAAGACACGAACAGCUCGGCGGCCAUCAAGGAGAUGCAGCGCGGCCUGGACGAGAACAGCGACGGCAAGGUCAGCUUCCAGGAAUACCUCACCCUGAUUGGCUACGUGGCCAAGUCCAUCAGCCAGGCCAAGAGUGAAUCCAACGCGGUGGCUUCGUAGACGGCGUGACGUCUAUGGGACCGGCAUGCUUCUUUUUUUUUAUGUUUCCUUUUGUAAUUCUUUCAAAAAUGCAGCUAACUCAUCAUGCUAGCAUGUAGUCAAUGUUCCCUCCAUGCUGAAGGACUUCCUAGCAAAAACGCCAAUAAAAGCUUCAUACUGAU
This is a messenger RNA of Entelurus aequoreus (snake pipefish), 681 nucleotides long. RefSeq lists its product as uncharacterized. Lineage: Eukaryota; Metazoa; Chordata; Actinopteri; Syngnathiformes; Syngnathidae. The coding region runs from base 245 to 520 and encodes 91 amino acids. Gene Ontology annotation, cellular component: perinuclear region of cytoplasm. Gene Ontology annotation, molecular function: calcium ion binding; transition metal ion binding. The record is from RefSeq and is a predicted model, not a curated record. The transcript is spliced from 5 exons.